This is a messenger RNA of Leptomonas pyrrhocoris, 3942 nucleotides long. Its product is annotated as putative RNA guanylyltransferase. The transcript has a single exon. The record is from RefSeq and is a predicted model, not a curated record. Lineage: Eukaryota; Euglenozoa; Kinetoplastea; Trypanosomatida; Trypanosomatidae. Bases 562 to 3942 code for a protein of 1126 amino acids. Gene Ontology annotation, biological process: 7-methylguanosine mRNA capping. Gene Ontology annotation, molecular function: mRNA guanylyltransferase activity; ATP binding.
AGUAGUAGUAGGAGUAGUGGAACCCCUUUUUUGUUUAUUUCCCUGUUUGCGUGUUGUUGUGUUUUUUUCUUGUUUUUCUUCCCUCGCUUUAUCAUAACUGUGCUCGGCUUAAUACACUUGUGGAAGGUUUAACAGAGAAAGUCGAGAGAAGUGUUGUUGCGUGUCAGAGUGCCCGUCUACAUGCUCAAUUUAUAACCAGAUAAGCCACAACACUAUUGGUAGACCAGAACCCCACCCCCAAAAAAUAUCGCGAGCACAGCAGGAGACGUACAAUUUUGUUCCUUCCUUUUCCUCGCCGCGGCUACCUUCAGAGAGCACGUCUGUGAAAAUCUCGUGACUGCCGAUAUUCUGUCCGCGCCCGUACUGAGUUCGGCAGCAACCUGUGAGCUUCGUUGUGCAUCUGCCGUGCUUCGUUCUCUUUCGUGUGUCGUAGGAACCGUACGGAACCGCAGUCACUCUGAACUGCUUUCCCUCUGGCUGCGCUGGGGAGUGUUCGCACUCAAAGUGUGUUUGGAUUAUUAUUUCCCCGUGUGUGCGCGUGCGUGUUUGCCGGCGCCUACCAUGAGCCUCAACCCCAACGCACCGUCCUUCGACCCCACCGCGAAGCCGUUCAUUCCGUCUUUCCUGCGGAACGACCCGCUUGAGCCCUACGUCCCGCCGGUGUACCAGGCGGCUCCCCUGUUUGCGCCGCAGCUGGGCAGCCUGGCGAGCGGCGCCGUCGGGGAGGAUGACAUCCCACUCGUCUCGGGUUUUAAGCGGAACAGCAAGGUGGCGCUGCCCACGCCCGACGCGCAGGAGACACCGACCAGCGCGGGUGCAGGUGGUCCCGGCGUACGCAAUGCCUCGUCGAUGAGCCCUGCGAGUACGGCCACCGGCACCGUCCAGCAGCAGCAGCAGCAGCAGCCGAUGUGGCGCCAGCAGCCCUCGCUGCCCGGCACCGCCAGCGCGUUCCCAUCUCGUCCACCGAACCCAAACGGCCCUGCCGCCACGAUGGGCGGCAGCGUGAAUGCCUCCCUCAACGCGAGCACCGGUGGACGUGUCAACUCGCACGCAAGUCUCUCCAGCGCCAGCGCACCAGACGGAGGGGCAGAGAAGCAAGAGCUCGAUCAGCCCCCCUUCCUUGGGUGGUCCAUGCGGCGGCAGGCCUCCACGAGCCCGUCCAGCACCCAACUCGGCAUCCAGCAACAGAGUCCCACCAGCCGCUACACCGUCCAGCAGCCUGCAGCACCGAUGCAGCUGUCACCUGCGUCGCUCUCCCGUUCCCAAGACCGCGCCGGUCUCUCCCUGGGGGCCCAUCCCUUCUCUCCUCCGUACGGCGGCGGCGGCGGGACGCACUCGCCCAACUUGCCCAGCGGCGGUCCGAUGUCGCAGCCACACUCACCAUCGCAGAUUGCACCGCCACAGCCUCGGCAGCAGCAGCAACAGCAGAGCUACCCGUCCAAGAUUGCGCCUGCGGUGCCCCGAAGUGCGCAGGAGCGACAGGCGGCAGCAGCAGCAGCAGCAGCGGCGGCGGCGGCCUCUGGAGCUGGCACGUCUUCCAAUAAUACAAAUGCGAACACCAGCCCGUCUGUCAGUGGCAACUUCCUGGACAAGUCGCCGUCCCUUCCCGGAUCGCAGCAACCGUCUCCGCCGCAGUUGCAGCGCGGCCCGUCAUCUCCCGGUGUGCCGGCGCCGCGGUCGGAGGUGUUUCAGCAACAGCAGCAACAAUUACAGCGCCAGCAACAGCAAACAGCCAGCACCACCACCACCGAGCCCGCCUCCCCUCCACCGGCGCCGGUACGAACGACGCCCAGCCCAAACAACGACGCCCCAGUCAACAUACCCCCGCGCAUCACCUCCGCGCCCAUGUCACGAAUGAUGCGCACAGGUGCUGGCGUCGGUAAUCCUUCCACCUACUCGCUCGCCGCCGCUAUGAACACUGCCGCGCCCUACCCCGGACUCGCAAAGGGAUUAGUAAGCGGUGCUCACCCCUCCCCCUCGACUCUACCGCCGCCGCCGCCACCACCACCCCCGCAGCUGCCGCGUGCGCCGCCAAGUAUGGCCGGGGUCGGCGCCACCGGGUACCCCAACAAUUUGCCUAACAGCGGCAGUUCCGCCGCGGGGCCGACCCAGUCGUCUGCGCACGGCUCGCCGUCCGCAUCGUCGCCGAUUUCCACUCGCCCCAUUACGGUGUCUGCGGUUGCAGCCGUCGCUGCCGCUGCCCCUCGUCGUGGCGGCCUCACCGGCUGGCGCCCGCCCCAGUUCGGUCGCAAGGCUGCCCCCACCAACGCGAACCCCCUCGUGGUGCUCAUCUUUGGCUGCCGCGGCUCUGGCAAGACGACGCAGGCCGAAAACGUUGCGGAGCGUUACCAUCUCCUGCACCUGUCCUCGGGCGACAUGUACAAGGAAGGCAAGCAGCCCUACGUCGAGGUGGAGCAGGCGGUGAAGGAGCACUUUGGCCCGGAUGCGAAGGACCGACAGUACAACGGCGUCGUGCUGGAUCGCUUUGUCGCGACGGGUGAGAUGGACGCGUACUACCUGCAGGCGUCGCUCAACGUAUGCAACCUACCCGUUCCCAUCGUGUUCUGGCUACAGCUGGACCCCAAGGAGGGCAUCAAGCGGGCCCAGCAGCGCGGCGACCAGAAGGCGGGGGCCGACCACUGGCGCUACGUGGAGCAGCGCGCGCAGGCCGAGGUGGCCGAUCAUGUGUUCAAAAAGAUCGGCGUCUUGCACCCCAUUGACUGCAACAUGAUGGAUGCGCGGCGGGCGUGGGAGCGCAUUCACAGCAUCAUCGACGGCCUGUUCCCCACACGUAGCCGCAACAUCCGCCUGCCCGUUGCCACCCCGGUGCCCGGGUACGAGCACUUUCAUCUGUUGGACGACUACAGCGACUUCCAGCAGCUGACGAAGGAGGUGCACGCGGCGAUCGGCAACACCGCUGGGCGCACCGACAGCGCCCCCCUCUCCAGCAUCGGCGGCUACGUCGACGCGAGCUCCUUUGCCAACCGCAGCGAGUGCAAGAAGAUGUCGAGUAUGUACGUCACCCUCAAAGUGGAUGGUCAGCGCUUCCUCAUCGUGAAGCACGGCCACUUUGGCGUGCUCGGCUUCCCGUUUCUCUUCACCGGCUGCUACGACUUCAACGUCCUCUUCGACUCGCUGGCGUUCCCGAGCGCGUACGACAUGGUCGACGCACGCCAGGACGAGGCGGUCGGAAUUGAGUGGAUGCUCGACGCGGAACUCAGCACGACCGGCGAUUCGGAGCACCCGGAGCCGAUUCUGCACAUCAUCGACUUUGUCUACUUCGGUGGCAAGCAGGCGAAGCGCACGCUCUUUGCGGAGCGUUACGAGCUGCUGAAUAGGUGGUUCAAGGCGAUGAUCGACCACAGCGGCGAGGCCGGCGCCUACGCGUCGGUGGUGCUGAAGCAGUACGUGCCCAUUAACGAGCUGCCGACGCUGCUCCCUCGCAUGGAGGACGCGCCGUUCGCGGUGGAUGGUCUUGUGUUUCAGGCGAACAGCCUUUACAAGUUCGGCCUUGACAAGCUCCUGCUCAAGUGGAAGCCGCUGGAGCUCUGCACCGCCGACUUCCGUCUCAUGAACAGCAGAGAGGUGGACGUGGAAGAGGAGGACGGCUCGCCUGCGACGGAGUUUGAGCUGUACACGACCGAUAACGAGCGCGAGGUCCCCUACCCCGGCGCGGUGGGCUUGUUCUCUGAGGUGGAGGUGCGUGGCUUUCAGCUGCGCAACAGCGUUAUUGCCGAGCUCGAACUGGACACGGUGCGAGAAGGCACGAACGUCAAUGGACACCCGGAGACGAUCUGGAAGCUGCACCGCCUGCGCGCAGACAAACCCCGACCCAACAAGACGGCCGUGGUGGACAGCAUUGUCAGCCUGAAGCACCUCACCUACGAGGAACUGCUGGAGCAGUGCAAGGCGCUACACUUCACGGGGCAGCCGAAGAACUGA